AUGGAAAAUGUAAUCAAUGACAACUCGAUAGCGUCAGCUAUUUAUGUCCCAUGGGAUGCUAGCUCAAACAGUAGGAAAUUGGCUAACGCUUGGAUUACUUACAAUAACCUGAGUGUGUUCUGGACAUAUGAUGAAAACCCUGUUUUUAUGGGCAACUCUUCUCUUUCUUAUGUGUUCGAUCUGAUGAAAACUCUCCCGCAGUGUGUUAAAAUUGAAUUUUUCAGCAGGUACGAAGAAGAACAACACUACAUCCAAACCAUGUCUGCAAGUUGUCGUCUUCACCAUCUUAAUGCUCAUUGCUUUUUUCUUCUCAUCUUCGUCCAACUUUUUCUUCCAUUUGCUCGUCCAGUAUCUUUUGAUAUAACUAGGUUCGAUACUACAACAAAUAACAUAGCGUACGAAGGUGACGCCCACCCUUCACUUGGAAAUCUAGAACUCAACAUCGUAGAAUAUUUAUGCCGUGUUGGUUGGGCAAUGUACACGGAGCCUAUUCGCAUAUGGGAUUCCUCUACCUUCUCGCUUACAGACUUCACUACCCACUUCUCCUUUACCAUCAACACUAGAAAUGCGAGUAACUACGGCAAUGGAUUUGCAUUUUUUCUUGCUCCUGUGGACUAUCAAAUACCACCCAAUUCAGCCGGUGGGUAUCUUAGGUUAUUGAAUAGCUCCACUGCGACUGGCACCUCCCGAACUCAGAUUAUCACGGUUGAGUUUGACAGCUAUUCUAAUGGAGAUUGGGAUCCACCAACGGAACAUAUUGGGAUCAAUAACAACUCCAUGGCGUCAGCUGUUUAUGUCCCAUGGAAUGCUGGUUCAAACAGUGGGAAAUUGGCGAACGCUUGGAUUACUUACAAUGCCAUUACCAAAAACCUGAGUGUGUUCUGGACAUAUGAUGAAAACCCUAUUUUUAUGGGUAAUUCUUCUCUUUCUUAUGUGAUCGAUCUGAUGAAAACUCUCCCGCAGUGGGUUAAAAUUGGAUUUUCAGCCGAAACAGGCCAGUUGGCAGAGUACAAUACCAUUAAAUCAUGGAAAUUCACCUCGAAUUUGGAAACCAAGCAACCAAAGCCUAGUAAAAAAAAGAGCACAAGAACAUAUGUGAUUGUUCUUGUUCCAGUUUGUGCAGUCGUGUUGUUGCUUGGCCUAUUAACAGUUUGGUUCCUGCUGCAGAAAGGGGGCAUUAAAGGUUGCCUACGGCUGAAAAAUGGAACACAUUUUGAUGGAGGAGGUAUACAGAUAAGAUUUGGGUACCAACAACUAUAUGAAGCUACCAAUGGAUUUGCAGAAAACAAAAGGUUGGGCCAAGGAGGGUCCGCGCAUGUUUAUAAAGGAAAAUUGGAUGAUCAUAGCAUAGUUGCAAUAAAAAGAAUAUUUGCCAAGUCCGAGAGUUUUUUUAUCAACGAACUUAAUGUAAUAAGUCGUUUAAAACAUGAAAACUUGGUAAGGUUAAUCGGUUGGUGUCAUGAAAAAAGCCAAUUGUUACUUGUGUAUCAAUACAUGCCAAACGGCAGCCUUGAGAGCCAUCUUCAUGGCGAAAAACCAACACUCUCUUGGCAUGUAAGGUAUAAAAUAGCUAUAGGCUUGGCAUCAGCUCUUCAGUAUCUUCAUAAAGGUGAAGAGCAGUGUGUUCUCCAUAGAGAUAUCAAAUCAGAUAAUGUGUUGCUAGACCUGGAUUUCACGACUAAGCUCUGUGAUUUCGGAGUUUCGAAACUCGUGGACCGAGGAGAAAGGACUCAAACAACAAUGGUUGUGGGAACACCUGUAUACUUAGCACCGGAAUAUAUGCAAGAACAAAGAGCUCGCAAAGAAACAGACAUGUAUUGCUUUGGGAUUGUAGCCUUGGAAAUUUGCCGUGGGAGAAGGCCUCGAAAUGGUGCAUUGGUAAGGGUGGUGUGGCAGCUAUACCUUGGUGGUAUUGUGGUGGAGGCCGCUGAUGCAAGGUUAGAGAAUUUCGAUGUAAAUGAAAUGAGAUGCUUGUUAACUGUGGGGUUAUGGUGUACAAAUCCUAAUCACAGUGAAAUGCCUACUGCAGAACAAGUUCUUAAUGUUCUUCAGAAUGAAUCUCCAUUGCCGAACCUUCCACCAGAUAUGUAUCCGCCUCCUUUACCUCCCUUGGAAAUCGACACGGUAGGUUCUGUGACACCCCUAAUUUGA
Molecule: messenger RNA, 2151 nt
Organism: Gossypium arboreum
Lineage: Eukaryota; Viridiplantae; Streptophyta; Magnoliopsida; Malvales; Malvaceae
Product: L-type lectin-domain containing receptor kinase IX.1-like
Exons: 4
Coding region: 1-2151 (716 amino acids)
Biological process (GO): protein phosphorylation
Cellular component (GO): plasma membrane
Molecular function (GO): protein kinase activity; ATP binding; carbohydrate binding
Source: RefSeq, a predicted model, not a curated record